AUGGCGGCUGAAACCCCACCGGAUGCCGCGCCGAAGACGGCCCCUCGCGAUGUUGAAAUCCAGAGCCAGAUCGGCCAGCGCCAGAACUGGGACAACCACCGCGCCUUCCUGCUGACGUGCAUCGGGUACGCCGUCGGGCUCGGCAACGUCUGGCGAUUCCCCUACUUGGCUUAUGAGAAUGGAGGAGCCGCCUUCCUGUUCCCCUACAUCUGCUGCAACAUCCUCUUCGGCAUGCCGCUGCUGUACAUGGAGUUCAGCUUGGGCCAAUAUAUCCAGACCUGCCCGAGCGUGAACUUCUACAAGAUGAAGCCCAUCCUGCAGGGCGUCGGCUGGGCGAUGGCUGCCAUCUCGUUUCUCAUCGGCGGCUACUACAUUAUGAUCGUGGCGUGGAUCGGUCGCUACCUUGCUGCCCUGUACCGCAUCGACGAUUGGACGACGUGCAAGGGCGCCGGCAAGUACAAGGAUAUCUGCUACUCGGUCGCCGAUACCGCCAACGCCGACCCGCCCUGCUCCAAAGGGCAGAACUACUAUCACGGGAACUGCACGGUGUUUGGAGAUGAUGAGCGGCGAGUGGCACUCACGGCCAGCCAGAUUUUCUUGAAAUAUGAGGUUCAACUGCGCACGGACAGCUUCACCGACCUCGGCGAGUUCUCGUAUGAGAACGCCGCCUCCCUCUUCGUCAUGUGGCUGAUCGUGGGCAUCGUGCUCUACAAGGGCAUCGAGAGCAUUGGCUGGGCGGCCCACGUCACCGCCACGCUUCCAUAUUUUAUCAUUGGCGUCCUCUUCCUGAGAGGGGUGACGCUGGAAGGCGCUGGAAAAGGCAUCCAGUUCUACCUGCUGCAGCCGAGGAUGGAGUACAUCGCGAAUCCACAGACGUGGAAGGCGGCGCUGGCGCAGGCGUGCUACUCGCUCUCCGUCGGCAUGGGUGGGCUGCAAUCGAUGGCGUCGUACAACGACCGCAGACACAACGCUUUGAGGGACGCGGCGUUCGUCGCCGGGGCCGACAUCUUCAUGUCGAUCUUCGGCGGUGUGGCCGUCUACUCGGUGCUUGGCCACCUGGCGACGAUCAAGAAUCAGGACGUGGACGCCGUGGUCGAGUCGGGCGUGACCCUCGCCUUUGUCACCUACCCGGAAGCCAUCUCCACGAUGCCGGGCGCUACGAUUUGGGCCGGCCUCUUCUUCCUAAUGCUCUUUUUGCUCGGGAUCAUCUACAUGGAGACGGUGGCGACGACGAUCCAAGAUCAGUGGCCUGUCAUGAAGAAGCAUCGCACUCCGAUGCUGGUCGCCAUCUGCAUCUGCGGCUGGCUUUCCGGGCUCAUCAUGUGCUUUGGGGCUGGCGUCCACUGGCUAGAGGUUUGGGACACGUACACCGGUAUGGCGUUGACGUUCAUCUGCUUCUCCGAGAUUGUUGGGGUCAGCUACCUGUACGGUUGGCAAAACUUCCGGCACGACCUCGAAUCAAUGUUCGGCCAGCCGUCCGGCACGCUCGGCAAGUACUUCGGCCAGACCGGCUACUACUUCUUCAUGGACUGGCUGGCCAUUGCCCCGGUCAUGGGACUGUUGAUGAUCAUCUUCUCGUUCACCGGCGACUUUGACAACCCGAUCAUCCUGGCGAAGGCGGCCGAGAAGGAGCGGCUCUUCGGCAGCCAGGCCGAGUCGGAAACCGACAUCUGGGCGAAGCGCGGUUUCGGCAUCGCAAUGGCCAUCCUGGUGGUGUGCUGGAUCCCGCUGGUCGGCGUCUGCAACAUCAUCAGGAAGUCGCAGUCUGGGGAUAUCGGGGACGCGUUCCGCCCCCAGGAAAAUCACCCGUCAUACAAGCGGCUGGUCAAGGAGGCUGAGGCCGGCCUCGAGACGUCCAGCUUCUUCGACAACAUGUUCAACGUCGGGUUCGGAAGGGCUGACGCCUCCACCCCCGAUGCAACGAACACUACCUCAACUCCCGAGUCAGCGAGCAGCAUGUCGGCAGUCGUC
Mesorhabditis spiculigera is the source of this 1971-nucleotide messenger RNA. The record is from the annotation of a GenBank genome assembly. NCBI's taxonomy places the organism in Eukaryota, Metazoa, Nematoda, Chromadorea, Rhabditida, Rhabditidae.